ACUAUCUGAUGAAGCUUGUUUGUCCACGUUGAUUCUUUUGUUCCAUGCUGAUCAGUGGCAUAGUUCCAUGUCUCCACCUUUGGUUAAGUGUUGCUCAUUCCAAUAUAAGCAAGCUGAGAUUGUUUAUAUCUUUCAACUACCACUUUCUUUCUUUUUGAAAACGUAUGUUUUCUCGCAUAUGGAAUUACAAGGACAGCUGAGCAAAGAAUGCACACCCUAGUUUAUGCUUAAAGAUCAGUUCAGAUUUAGGUGAUGCUGCACUAUCAAAAUUACCAGGCCUAACAGCUUAGUGUGUAUUUACCAAAACUACUAUCAAACACCAGAUUUCCCAUGUUCUUUUAUUUAUAUCAGAUAAAACAUUUUUUUCUACGAGUAUGCCACAAUUGCCACCAAGUCAGCAAUUGUCGUUUCUCUUGUUUUAACGCAUUUCUUUCAAUUUUAGCAUGGAAAACUUCGCAUUCGAGUGGGAUGGAACAUAGCAUAUAAUUCGAUAAUGCAUGUUUUGCAUCUCUGAAGAUUGUGGAAAUUUGCAUUAGAUGCAUAGAUUGGUUGCUUUGGUGUGAUUUUUUUCCCAAUGCUUUCUCGUGCUAGUAAUUUACCAUCAUGUGUUAUUCAUUCAUGAUAUGCUCCAUUUUAAUAAAAGCUGCUAAUGUUGGGCCAUGAACUAAAAUUCUGACCAGGUAAAAUUGUUAGGCCAGUUUCUCACUAUAUCAAGUCAAUGGUACAUGCCAUGUUGGGCUUUUUGGAUGCAAAUGUCUCAGAAAGAAAGAAAGAAUUGAUCUGCCUAUCCAGUAAAAAAAUGGUCCGCUUGUGCCUUUUCCUGCCUUAUAGUGAUUGGAAUGAAAUGCCUAAGAUGCUAAAAUUGGCCAAUUAUUCUUCCCAAUAGUGACAAAUCCCUUGUUAACACCAUAUAUUGUUCCUCUUUGCGGUUUUCCUAUUCCAGAGGAAAUCCCUCCUUAUUUCAGUAUGCAUGUACUUUUUGUCGUUUUAUUCAUGACAUUAUCAGCAUGCCAGGGAUGAAAGUAAAUCACUGGUCAUAGCAAGUCCACGUUGAUCAAAACAAUAGCUUUCCAGCCGAAUGGUGUCAUUUCCCUAACUUGGAAAGUGAUAGUAUAAUUGAUGAGGAGAAAAGAUGAAAAAGUCAUCAGUUUUAGCUAUAUAUAGCGCUAUUGAGAUAAAGAUGUUUGGCCAGUUUGGUGUCAUACCAACAGUACAUGACUGCUAGGUAGUUGACUGUCCUCAUCAGUUUUGGUGCAAUAAAUUGAAAGAUCUCACUGGCAAACACAUUAUUCUUCCUGUUUCUAAACAAAUCUAAUUACCACAGUGAAAACUGCAAAAGCGGAAAGGUUACGAUGGAAACCAGAGCACCAUGGAUAUUCUUCAAUCUUUACUCAAGGGAUAGUGCUUGAAGAUAAGAAAUGAACCACAAGCAUUCUUUCUCUGCCCUCUGUGCAGCAAUGAUACUCAACGUGAUCAUAUUAUUUGUGGAUAGCUAUGUUGCAGUUGCAUCAGAUACCCUUUUUCCUGGCCAAUCUCUCUCAGGCUCUGAAACCUUAGUAUCAGAAAAUGGUAUUUUUGAGUUGGGCCUUUUCCCCUCAGCCCCAGCUGGUACAAAGCACUACCUGGGUAUUCGAUACAAGAACAUGUCAAGCAACAAUCCAAUAACCUUUUGGCUGGGAAACAGAAUUCCCAUCACCUACUUCAUUAAUGCAACGCUGUACAUCGAUGCAGGUAAACUUUAUAUUGAGGAGCUCGGCUCUAUUCUAUGGACCUCAAAUUCAACGAGAAAUGAAUCAAACACUGCUGUGGCAGUUAUUCUUAACACUGGAAACUUUGUAAUAAGAGAUCAGCUCAACUCUUCUGUGGUCACAUGGCAGAGCUUUGAUCACCCAGCUGAUAAACUGCUCCCAGGAGCAUAUCUUGGACUGGACAUGGUCAUGGGAACCAACAUCUUGCUUACUCUGUUCAAGCCUCCUUAUAAUUGUACCCUCAUGAUUGACCAAAGUAGGAAGAGGGGAUUCAUCAUGUUCAUUGAUGGGCAUGACAAGUAUCUUGGAACCUUUCCUGAAUGGAUGGUUACCUACGAAGAAAAUGGUAGUCUGGUACGAUUAAACGAUCCAGGAAUUCCAAAUGAUACUGAAUACAUGAAAUUGCAACUGGGGCAACUCAGUUUGUUGAGGUGGUUAGAUAAUGCAACAAUUAGUGGUUGGCAAUCUGUGUGGAGCCACCCUUCCAGCUGCAAAGUUAGUGCUUUUCACUGUGGUGCAUUUGGUAUUUGCACAAGCACAGGAACAUGCAAAUGUAUUGAUGGUUUCAGACCAACGGAGCCAAAUGAAUGGGAGCUGGGACAUUUUGGUAGUGGCUGCUCUAGAAUUACCCCCUCAAAUUGUCUAGGUGUUGUUUCCACUGACUUGUUUGUUUUGUUAGACAACCUGCAGGGGCUUCCUUACAAUCCUCAGGAUGUUAUGGCAGCAACUAGUGAAGAAUGUCGAGCUAUCUGUCUAAGCGAAUGCUAUUGCGCAGCGUACUCCUAUCAUUCUGCCUGCAAGAUAUGGUACAGCAUGUUGUUCAAUUUGACUUCAGCUGAUAACCCUCCGUACACUGAGAUUUAUAUGCGUAUAGGUUCUCCGAGUAAACGCAGGAUGCACAUACUGGUUUUCGUACUAAUUUUUGGGUCAAUAGGGGUUAUUCUUUUUCUGCUGAUGCUUCUUUUGAUGUACAAGAGAUCCUCAUGUGUUGCAAGACAGACAAAAAUGGAAGGUUUUCUUGCAGUGUACUCUUAUGCACAGGUCAAGAAAGCUACAAGAAACUUCUCUGACAAACUUGGGGAAGGAAGCUUUGGAAGUGUUUUCAAGGGAACAAUUGCAGGUUCAACGAUUGUUGCUGUGAAGAAGCUCAAAGGCCUAGGGCACACAGAGAAGCAGUUCCGGACAGAGGUACAGACUGUUGGGAUGAUCCAACAUAAUAAUCUUGUUCGUCUUUUGGGAUUCUGUACUAGAGGGACUAGAAGGUUGCUGGUCUAUGAGUAUAUGCCAAAUGGUUCUUUGGAUUCUCAUCCCUUUUCAGAAACCUCAAGGGUAUUAGGUUGGAAUCUUCGCCAUCAGAUUGUCGUUGGUAUUGCUAGAGGUUUGGCCUACCUGCACGAGGAAUGCAGGGACUCCAUCAUACAUUGUGACAUUAAGCCUGAAAACAUACUACUAGAUGCAGAGUUCUGCCCCAAAAUUGCAGAUUUUGGUAUGGCAAAGCUUCUUGGACGGGAAUUCAGCGCUGCACUGACCACUAUCCGAGGAACCAUUGGCUAUCUUGCACCAGAGUGGAUAUCUGCGGAGUUAUGCCCCAAAAUUGCAGAUUUUGGUAUGGCAAAGCUUCUUGGACGGGAAUUCAGCGCGGUACUCACCAGUAUCCGAGGAACCAUUGGCUAUCUUGCACCAGAGUGGAUAUCUGGACAGCCUAUUACCUACAAGGCAGACGUCUAUAGUUUUGGUGUCCUGCUCUUCGAAAUAAUAUCAGGGCGGAGGAGUACGGAGAAAAUUCAACAUGGAAACCAUCGAUAUUUCCCCCUUUAUGCUGCUGCUAAAGUGAACGAAGGAGAUGUUUUAUGCUUGCUUGAUGACAGGCUGGAAGGAAAUGCGAGUUUGAAGGAGCUGGAUGUUGCCUGCCGAGUUGCUUGUUGGUGCAUCCAGGAUGAUGAGAUCCACAGGCCAUCAAUGAGGCAAGUUAUUCACAUGUUGGAAGGUAUUGUCGGCGUUGAAUUGCCUCCUAUCCCGGCUUCCUUUCAAAACCUGAUGGACGGUUAUGAUAGUGAUUUAUAUUCUGUGGAAGUUUGAUAUUGGAUCUCUUCAGUUGCUAGUAGUUUUUAUUGCGUGUUUCUUGACCUUGAUCUGUAUCACUCUAUUCUAUUUGUUUUGUAGUAUUCGGCUAUGUAGCUGUCUUUGAACUCUGUUUAGUCUGAACUAUGUUCCAUUGUUGUCAAUUCUUUGUAAUGGGAUUAUGUUGUGGUUGAAGUCUUGCAUAAGUAUAACUUCAUUUGCACAUUAA
Oryza sativa Japonica Group (Japanese rice) is the source of this 4038-nucleotide messenger RNA. The record is from RefSeq and is a predicted model, not a curated record. Lineage: Eukaryota; Viridiplantae; Streptophyta; Magnoliopsida; Poales; Poaceae.